CUCAUCAGUACCAUGGCGCCCAAGAAAGUUGAGCCCAAGAAGCCUGAACCCAAGAAGGAAGCCGCUUCAGCCCCGGCAGCCCCAAAACUGGCUCCACCACCAGAACCUGAAGCUCCGAAAGAACCUGACUUUGAUCCCAAGAGCAUCACAUUGGAGUACACUGCAGACCAGAUUGAAGAGUUCAGAGAGGCCUUCCAGCUCUUCGACCGCACACUUAAAGGAGAAAUGAAGAUCACGUAUGCCCAGUGCGGGGACGUGAUGCGAGCUUUGGGUCAGAAUCCGAGCAACGCUGAUGUACUGAAGGUCCUGGGAAAACCCAGACCAGAGGAGAUGAACACCAAGCUGGUGGACUUUGAAACCUUCUUGCCAAUGCUGCAGCACAUCUCCCGUUCGAAGGAUCAGGGCAACUUUGAGGACUUUGUGGAGGGUCUGAGGGUUUUUGACAAGGAGGGCAAUGGAACCAUCAUGGGGGCCGAGUUACGACACGUUCUGGCCACACUGGGUGAACGCAUGACCGAAGAUGAGGUGGAUCGACUCAUGGCAGGACAGGAGGAUGCCAACGGCUGCAUCAACUACUCUUCAUUUGUCAAACAUAUUAUUUCAGGAUGAACUGGAUUCAUAGGCUGAAUGGAUCACAUAUAGAGGGUACACUGAAAAAAAAAAAAAAAAAAAUCCACUGAAAUGUAAAAUUACUGCUUUAAAUAAUGUAAAAUUAAAAUGGUGCCAAACUGACAACCAGAGAUCAUUGCACCUCUUUAACCACUUUAAAUAAAAUCAAGUAGAAAUAACAUUUUUAUAUAUAUAUAUAUAUAUAUAUAUAUAUGGAUAACAUAUUUGUUUAUAUCGUGUGCUGUCAGCAGAGGCUCGCACCAAACAAACUCCCGCAAAAAAUAUUAACUGUAUAAACUGUGAUCCGUGAAACUCCAGUUUCACUUUAAACGAUUGUGUAAUGGCAAAUGCUCCUGGUUCAUACACGCAGUGACACAGAGGUGGAGAUGCAUGCUUACUCUAUUUCUGUGGAGUGAUGAAAUGAUGAAACUAAAUCUUAAAGGUUUGACUUCAUGACAAAUAAGGGCUCGUGGUGGGUUUAAUCAGAGCAUUAAAAUAACGUGAAAGUGAAGAAAUUAGGAUAGAAAUAUUUUACUAUUGCAUAAUAUAAUAAAAUAUUAUAUAAAUAGAAUAAAAUAUAAAACAUUUUUAAUAAACAUACAUCAUGUAAAAUAUAUGAGUUAAAAAAAAAUA
Myxocyprinus asiaticus (Chinese sucker) is the source of this 1242-nucleotide messenger RNA. RefSeq names its product myosin light chain 4-like. The transcript has a single exon. NCBI's taxonomy places the organism in Eukaryota, Metazoa, Chordata, Actinopteri, Cypriniformes, Catostomidae. The record is from RefSeq and is a predicted model, not a curated record. The coding region runs from base 13 to 609 and encodes 198 amino acids. Gene Ontology annotation, molecular function: calcium ion binding. Gene Ontology annotation, cellular component: myosin II complex.